Zingiber officinale is the source of this 1611-nucleotide messenger RNA. RefSeq lists its product as uncharacterized. The transcript has 4 exons. The coding region runs from base 176 to 1351 and encodes 391 amino acids. Lineage: Eukaryota; Viridiplantae; Streptophyta; Magnoliopsida; Zingiberales; Zingiberaceae. The record is from RefSeq and is a predicted model, not a curated record. Gene Ontology annotation, biological process: male meiosis II.
UAUUCAAAACCACAGCGAACCCCACUUUUUCUUGCCCGUUUUCAUUCCGCCUCUUUGAUUCACCCUCUUUCUCUCUUCUUCCUCUCCGCUUCGAUCUGCUCCCAUGGAGAAGCUUUAAGCUCCUCCUCUCCGGAGCCGCCGUAUAGAGAGAAAGAGAUCUCGGUCGCUGCUCCCCAUGGGUUGCUUUCUUCGCUGCUUCAAGGGCCCCAAGGAUCGGAAUCGCCGUCGAUCGCCUAGGAGAUCGCCGUCCCGUGAGCGCCGGGUGAGCGAAAGCUGCCUUCAUCCGAUCCCCUCGGCGAAGCAGAUCUCCCCCAAUCCCAGCGCGCCGGAGCUUUUCCCUCCGGAGGAAGUGGUUUCUGUGGCGGUCGCUCUUCCGGUGGAGAAGAAGAAGAAGAAUAAGGAGAAUGUAGAGAAGGAGAACGCCGGAGGCGGCGGCAGGAAGAAGGUGACCUUCGAUUUAAACGUCAAGACGUAUGAACGCGUUCCUUCCGAUGAGGACGAUGAGGAGGAAGAGAAGCCGGCCAAAGGGAACAAAGACGAAUCUUAUCCAAAGUCGGGAGCAUUCCCCUCGAAUCAUAGGUACGAGAACUGUGAGAGCAGCGACGAUGACCGCGGCUGUGAAUCUGGAGAAGAUGAAGAUGAAUUUGAGAGUGAUUUCGAGAUCGGGAUCCAGGGAAACGAGGAAGAGUCCUACGAUUCCUUCUUUUCUCUACCACUCGACAAGGAUCCGCAAGGUUUACACGAGGAGGUCAGUAGUCGUCAACUCGACUCUGCAUCCGCACCUCUCCUAGGUAAGCAGUCGAUUCCCGCCGCCGGAGGCUGCGGCGGCACGCGCGACCGGAGCCAGUUCGUGCAUUCAGUGCUCAACCCCAUCGAGAACCUCUCCCAGUGGAAGGAAAUCAAGGUGCGCGCGUCGCCGGCGAAGAAUCCCGACAAACAAAACCUCGGCAACGAGCCAGAGAUCAAGGUGAAGAAGAAGAAGCCUCAAGUUCCUAAACAGGAGGUUUCGGUGGACGGCAGCCUCUCAAACUGGCUACCCUCCUCCCCGGACAAUUCCACCGCGGAGACGCCUCAGCCGAGCAAUUCUCACCUGUCGAACUCGUCGUUCAGCCGAGAGGACCGACCGAUUUUAGGCGCAUUAACCAUGGAAGAGAUCAAGCAAUCGUCGAUGACAUCUUCCCCCAGCAAGAGCCCUCCGGCGGAUGAGAUUCCAAUUCUGGGCACAGUCGGCAGGUACUGGAGCUGCGAGAACCCAGGAGAAGACACCGCUUCUUCUCGUCGUCCUUCCAGCAGACUUGCCAAAGGGAUUCCGAACACUACCAGCAAAGACAGAGAGGUUAUUUCAGGAUAAGGCCGUGAACUGGCACACGACUCCAUUUGAAGUGCGUCUGGAGAGAGCUCUCCGGAACGGCGCUGAUGCUUGAGCUUGCUAAGCUUAAAAAUUCAUGUGUGUUCUCUUCCAAAUUCAUUCUUGUUUCUUCUUUCUUGCGUGCAUCUCCAUUUGAAUGUGGAUCUUGAUUUGUAAUUUGUAAACUGUAAUCAUUUUUAUUUUUUUUUCCAUUUGGCAAUGGUAAUCUACCAGCAUAUCUAUGCAUCCCUUUUUAUUGAAAA